Messenger RNA from Sabethes cyaneus, 554 nucleotides. RefSeq lists its product as uncharacterized. NCBI's taxonomy places the organism in Eukaryota, Metazoa, Arthropoda, Insecta, Diptera, Culicidae. The transcript is spliced from 5 exons. The record is from RefSeq and is a predicted model, not a curated record. Bases 154 to 552 code for a protein of 132 amino acids.
GGCUAUAAUAAUCUAUGCGUUUAUUUCUAGAAAGCCACGACGAAAGCUGCGACUACAACUACAAAGAAACCCACCGCAGGAACCACAAGAACUCCUACAACCACGAAGAAAGUUAGUCUGCCUACGACCACGUUGAGACCGUCAACUACUACAAUGAGGAGCACAACACUGGCUCGAUUAGUACAAACAACUAAAAAGAAACCAACCACUCCCGGGAUAUCGUUAUUCGGAAUUCCAUGGUUAUUUGGUCCAAUGUAUGGUGAUGAUUAUUACCAAGAGUCGGAUGAUAACAGCACAACCGUGAUGCCGGAAGACUACAACUACGGGGAACUGGGUGUCUCAGAACCUAUGGAAGCGGAAGCUCAACCGGAACUUGAAGUCUCACCUCCGAACACACCGAAAGAGGAAGAGAACCUCGCGAUCGUUACCGAACCGGCACCUGCAACCGGCUCAACUCGAAUGAAGCUGAAACGUCGCGUGACUACUACACCAGCACCAACGACCACAACACGAGUGUUGCUGAAACGGCGAGUAACUGCAGCUGGUGCCUAGAG